AAAAUGUAUCCUAGAGCUUCAUAGAGUUUAUCAAACAAUUCUUUCAUAGACUCGGGUUGAGUUUCAUAUACAAUUUCUUACAUACACCCGAGUAGUAUAUAUAGUUAAGAUGGGUUUUAAAUCGAGUAUUUCAAAUUUUACUCUGUUAGUGUUGUUAAUCUUGUGCCUAAUUACAGGGCAGUGUCACUCAAGAGUCUUCCGUUUGGAGGAUUAUGGUGCUGUUAAUGGUGGAAAAGUUGACAGCAGUCAGGCACUGCUGAAAGCAUGGCAUGAUGCAUGCAAAUGGAAGGGUAGAUCCAAAUUGGCUAUAUAUUCGGGUACUUACUUGGUGAAUUCAGUGUCACUUUCUGGCCCAUGUAAUGGCCCAAUAGAGUUUCAGAACUCAGGCAUUCUAAAGGCUCCAUUGGGCCUACAAGGGAACACUUGGAUCGAGUUUCGGUAUAUUCAUGGGCUGACCCUAAGCGGAGGUGGAACAUUUGACGGUCAAGGCCGACCAAAACAAGGCUCUCCAGAUCUUCCAACACUGGUGAGAUUUAGCUUUGUGACAAACUCAAAGGCACAAAAUGUGAAGCUUAUCAACAGCAGAAGCACACACUUGAACUUAUUUGGAUGCAACAACACAACAUUAAACCAAAUAACAAUAUCAUCACCAGCAGAUAGCCCUAACACUGAUGGCAUUAAGAUCGGACAUUCAAACGGUAUUAAAAUUUAUGACUCCUCUAUAGCUUCUGGGGAUGAUUGUGUUGCGAUUUUAACGGGCUCGAAAAACAUUAGUGUUAAUAGAGUUAAUUGUGGUCCUGGUCAUGGGAUUAGCAUUGGAAGUUUAGGAUGGUCACCUAAUGAACAAGUUGAACAAAUCUUUGUUCAAAAUUGUAACUUGUAUGGUACUACUAAUGGUUUGAGGAUCAAGACUAAGGCUACCAAUAUGCCUGGGAUGGUUUCUAAUGUUCGAUAUGAGAAUAUUUUCAUGAAGUAUGUGGAUAACCCUAUUAUUAUUGACCAGAAUUAUUGUCCCCCAAAAACUUGUGCCAAGGGUAAUUCAAGAGUUGAAAUAAGAGAUGUGAAGUUCAGAAACAUACACGGGACGUCGAAGACGAAUGUAGCAGUGAAUAUAAAGUGCAGUGGGAGUAAUCCAUGCGGUGAAAUCGAGUUAAGGGACAUUAACAUUAAGGGGUCUGGAUUUCCUACAAUUUCAACUUGUUCAUAUGCUAGUGGUAAGGCGUAUGGUAUGCAAGUGCCUAAACCUUGUAUUUCAUGAUCAUAACAACGUACAUCAUACUUAAAUUAGGUCAGGGAUCGGAGAUCCGGCCUUUUAAUUGUACCAUGCACCCAAUGGUAUUUUUAUGCCUAUUGUGGUGGUUAGGAUACGCCGGGUGUAUUUUAGAUGUACGGAUCGACCAAUGUACGUACAUGAUCUCAAUUGUUUCCCUUUGUUUAAAUGUAAUCGUAGGAUGAGGGCUCCCCGCACUUUUUUUUUGGGUUUGAAAUGAUAUAUUGAUGCAUGAAUAAAUUGUGUGAUUGGAAA
Spinacia oleracea (spinach) is the source of this 1525-nucleotide messenger RNA. RefSeq names its product polygalacturonase-like. Gene Ontology annotation, molecular function: polygalacturonase activity. NCBI's taxonomy places the organism in Eukaryota, Viridiplantae, Streptophyta, Magnoliopsida, Caryophyllales, Amaranthaceae. The transcript has 4 exons. The coding region runs from base 110 to 1258 and encodes 382 amino acids. The record is from RefSeq and is a predicted model, not a curated record. Gene Ontology annotation, biological process: carbohydrate metabolic process.